AUGAAGACUUUUAUGCUUGCUGGACUCGCAGCUGCGCAAAAUUCAGAUUUCCAAUUAUAUCUUCCGCCGGAUCGAGCCGGAGCCUUUGAUGGAGCCGAAACCUCAUUUUCCUUUCCCCAGCCAAGCCAGAAUCUCGCUACUUGUUUGUGGGUGAAGUCGACGUUUCCGGAUGGAGGAGAAGUGCUGAGACUGAGCGACACGGAGAGUGGCGAACUCAACCUUUCCGUUUCCGUGAGAGACAACAGCGUUCUUCUAUCCAACAAACUCUCCAGCGUCGAUUUCUCCUUCUCUCAAAUCGACCUUCGCGAUUUCCGCUGGCACCAAAUCUGCACCGAUUGUACCACCAGCACCUGCACAGUCUACCUCGACGGGAAAGACAGCGAGGUCCAGCCCUUUUCUUUCCCAACUUCGCAGUUUUCUUCCGUCAAUGUAAAUUUCGGCUUUGCUUCUGGAUUUCAAGGCAAAAUUCAAAAGUUCCGAAUUUCAAACUCCGAAAAUCCGGUCGAAAGCGCGACUGCUUGCGGCGCCCCAGUCAAACAAUUAUCAAACGCUCAAUCGUGGUCCCCCGCCGAGCUUCUUAUCACUCGGCCAGUGCACACGCGCGACUACGAGUCGGUCUGCAACGAUUUGCUUUCCGUUGAUUGCGGCUUGGACUCAAUCACCGUCUCAGUUUCCCACUUGCACUUAGAGACGAUUGGAUUACACGAGAAAUUCAAGGUAUCCCGCCUUUCCGUAUUAGAGCAUUGCGCCAAUUUCACCAGCAGCGACUUCACCACGUUCACCAUCGCCCCCCUCGACGCGUGCGGAAGCAAAGUCACCAUCAGCGAAACAGACAGGACUGUCAGCAACACUGUCUUGAACUAUGCAAACGACGGUACAGUCUUCACCGCGGAUUUCCAAUGCCAGUAUCCAAUCGACGUCACGGCUGUAGAAUACGUCGAGCCGGUGAAAGAACAAGACGUGAUUUUCCAGCAAAAGAUCGUCCCCGUCGGCCUCGUGCGAUACGAUAGCAACAGCUUCCAGGAGCAGUCGCGUAACGCCUUGGAGCUCUCCCGCGGCGAAAUACUCCAUCUCGCAGCAUUGGCGCCUGAUGAGAUAGACCGUUCAAUCCGCGUGCUGGUGAAAUCAUGCGAAACUGCCAAAGGCGUGUCUUUACUGUCAGAUUUCGGAUGUAAUUCGGAAGAGGAGACUUCUUACGUUUACACGAAUGGGGAUUCUCCCGCCGCGCGUUUUUCUCUCGCUGUUCCAGAAUGGACAGUUGACGUCAGAUGCAGCGUAAUCCUCUGCGACAAAGGCGACGAAUGCGAAGUCAAGUGUGGCAAGGGCAAGUCAAGAAUUCGCCGCACACCUGAGGGGGAUGACCUCACGACGCAGGCGCCCUACAUUCCAUUGGAAACGACAGCUGCCAUGGAGAUUGAAGAGAACUGGGAAGAAAAGAAAGAGACUUUCGAAGAUCUUGUCGAAACAAAACUGGUCUUUGGACCGCUAGAAUGGCCAAGGGAGGUACAAACAACAGCUGUUCCUGAGGCCGAUUUUGUGACAGAAAUGCCAGAAGAGGAUGAAAUUGCGACGACAGAAAUGCCAAUCGAGGAAAUUCUAGAGACGGAAGAGCUCGAAAUCAUCGAGGAAAAAGUGAAGGAAACGGUGGAAGUUAUCGUCGAAGAUAUCAAAAAAGUGGUUGUGGAAGUGGAAGAUGGUACGAUUGCGGGAUCAACUGCCAUGUGGACGAUUAUGUUAUCAUCGUGUGGCGCGUUAUCCGCCGGCAUCGCCAUGCUCUUCAAGUUCUAUCAAAACAAAAAGCGCGAGAAUCUGAUCUCCUCCUAA
Messenger RNA from Oikopleura dioica, 1824 nucleotides. NCBI's taxonomy places the organism in Eukaryota, Metazoa, Chordata, Appendicularia, Copelata, Oikopleuridae. The record is from the annotation of a GenBank genome assembly.